AUCAAGUGAUUGUUAUAGUCUCUCCCUUCUAUCCAGAAAAUAGAUUUUCUCAGCUUAUUCUGAUUAGCGAGAGCAAUCGAUACCGAUUCUCUUCUCACAGAAAUGGCCGCAAAAUCACAGUUAAUUACAGGAUUGACCUUGCCAUUGCCACCGCCGCAUUCUUCCACUUCCUCAACCUCCAAUAACAGCAGCAACACUCUCUGUAUGGUCAAGCGGCCGCAACUUACGACUUCGUUUUUCAAUGGCGGAGUUGAAGCUCUAAAAUUUUCUAGGAUAAGGACUUGUUCUACUAGGUCCCAUUGCUACAGACAAGGUGGAGGUGCUCUUGGCACUCGUAUGAAUCUUUUUGAUCGGUUUGCUAGAGUUGUCAAGUCAUAUGCAAAUGCAAUCUUGAGUGGUUUUGAGGACCCGGAAAAAAUUCUAGAUCAGACGGUUCUUGAAAUGAAUGAUGACUUGACAAAGAUGCGUCAGGCCACAGCACAAGUAUUGGCAUCUCAAAAACGUUUGGAAAAUAAAUACAAAGCUGCGGAACAAGCUUCUGAGGAUUGGUACCGUAAAGCACAACUUGCUCUUCAGAAAGGAGAGGAAGAUCUCGCUCGGGAAGCUCUUAAGAGGCGUAAAUCUUAUGCUGACAAUGCAAAUUCCUUGAGAGCUCAACUUGAUCAACAGAAAAGUGUUGUUGAGAAUCUUGUCUCUAAUACUCGGCUUUUGGAGAGCAAGAUACAGGAGGCAAAGUCUAAAAAAGAUACUCUGAAAGCGCGUGCCCAAUCUGCAAAAACUCAAACCAAAGUGAAUGAGAUGCUGGGGAAUGUAAAUACAAGCAACGCUCUUUCAGCUUUCGAGAAAAUGGAAGAGAAAGUAUUGCAAAUGGAAUCAGAAGCUGAAGCACUUGGCCAGUUAGCUACAAGUGAAUUGGAUGGAAAGUUUGCUUUACUUGAGAGCUCAUCUGUUGAUGAUGAUCUUGAGAACCUGAAGAAGGAAAUUUCUGGUAGCAAAAAGAGAGGAGAACUGCCGCCCGGUAGAACAGUUGUCAGCAGCUCUGCAUUGAGAGAUCCUGAGAUUGAGAUGCAGCUCAAUGAAUUAAGACAAAAGAGAAAGGAAUUCUAAAUAAUUUGCAGAAUCCGUACUCUCAGGUAAAAGUUGGAAUAGUUCUUCUUCUGCCAAAAUAUUAACUCUGUAGAGAUGAAGGCCAAAAUAAACAAGCCAUUGUAUAGUUAUGCCAAACUUGACCAGAUAUAUAUUUUUUGCUCUUAUUUUGGAACUGCUAUGAUGCUACCCUCCAAAUGUUGCCUCUGUAAUUGUAAAUUUAUAUGCAAUUGUUUUUCUGCAGAACCAUAUGCUUUGGAUUAUAGACUUAUAGUUGCAA
Jatropha curcas is the source of this 1366-nucleotide messenger RNA. RefSeq names its product plastid transcriptionally active 4 (gene PTAC4). The record is from RefSeq and is a predicted model, not a curated record. Gene Ontology annotation, cellular component: chloroplast. Lineage: Eukaryota; Viridiplantae; Streptophyta; Magnoliopsida; Malpighiales; Euphorbiaceae. Gene Ontology annotation, biological process: thylakoid membrane organization.